Molecule: messenger RNA, 1846 nt
Organism: Cyclopterus lumpus (lumpfish)
Lineage: Eukaryota; Metazoa; Chordata; Actinopteri; Perciformes; Cyclopteridae
Product: plexin domain-containing protein 2-like
Exons: 13
Coding region: 71-1795 (574 amino acids)
Source: RefSeq, a predicted model, not a curated record
AAAUGAACAUUUAGACGUUGGCGACACGCGCGCAAACUCAUUGCGCUUCAUCAUUCUUUGCGCUUUGACGAUGCGUUGCGGACUGAGAGGAAGGAUGGCGAUGACCCUGACGAAGACAGCGAAUCUCAUCACUGCACUGGUUUUUGUUUUCCAGUUACAAAUAAGCUUCACGACGCUUAAAUCCGCUUAUGGAGUCUACCGUCCUGACACACAGGGGCUGUCUCCUCCAGAGGUUCGGCCGUAUGGAGUUGCAGGGAACAACCGGCCUAGGGAGAGGAGUCCCAGGUCCGGGGCCCCCGGCUGGGCUGCAGAUAAGAGGGGCCACUACAGAGACCAGCACAAACCAGAGGACUCGGAUCCAGACCUGCUGUUGGAUGAGGGGCACAACAAUUCUACACAGAUUGUGGACAUUGAUCAUGCUUAUUAUACAUCUAAACUCUACGGUUCUGAAGACGCGGCCAGUAAAGAGCUGUGGGUGAACAUCGACCAGAUCCAAGAUGAUGAGUGGAAGGUCUGCGGCUUUCUGUCCAGCACCUACAGACAGGCUGAGAGAGUGAAUCUUUCCUUCGACUUCCCUUUCUAUGGACAUAUACUAAAAGAAAUCACAGUGGCAACUGGAGGUUUCAUUUACACCGGAGAUAUACUUCACCGAAUGCUCACGGCCACUCAGUACAUUGCCCCUCUCAUGGCCAAUCUGGACCCGAGUCUGUCCAAGAACUCUACUGUGUUUUACUUUGACAACGGCACUGCACUGGUGGUUCAGUGGAACCGGAUUCCCCUCCAGGACAACAUCAGUCUGGGAACUUUCACCUUCCAGGCCGUUCUGCACAGCGAUGGACGUAUUGUCUUUGCAUACAAAGAGAUUCCUUUCGACAUCAACGACAUCAGCACAGAGAAUCAUCCUGUCAAAGUAGGCUUGUCCGAUGCUUUUGUGGUUCUUCAUGAGAUCCAGCAGAUCCCCAAUGUUCGGAGGAGAACUAUUUAUGAGUAUCACAAAGUCGACAUCCUCAAGUCCAAAAUCGAAAAUUCUUCAGCUGUGGAGAUAAUACCGCUCCCAACAUGUCUCCAGUUCUCCAGCUGUGGUCCAUGUGUCACUUCUCAGAUCGGCUUUAACUGCAGCUGGUGCAGUCGGCUACGAAGAUGCUCCAGUGGCUUUGAUCGUAACCGGCAAGAUUGGGUCGACUUCGGCUGCCCGGAGGAGAGAAGAGAUCUCCGGUGUCUCGGAACAACUGAUGUCACAAACGUCACAUCUUUCCACCUCGCACAGACGACCGCUCCUGUUACCACGACAGCAAAGCAGCAGAGGUCCUCCAGCAUGACCUCUGAACCCCCCAGCAGGACGUCCUCCGUCACCAAUCCCUCAACACGUGGCAGCACAGCCAGAAGAUUAAUAUCCACUCCACAGCCUCCAACCAGCAGACUUGCAGAAGCUGGGGAGGAGGAGACCAUAGGAGAGAGGGAAGAGCGGCCGCAGUUUGCUCUUCUCGCGGGCAUCGUCAUGGUGAUGGUCAUCAUGGGAGCAGCCGUCCUUGUGUUGGUCUACUUGUACAACCAUCCCACCUCCAGUGUCAGCCUCUUCUUCAUGGAGCGGCGGCCGACUCGCUGGCCAAUCAUGAAGUUCAGGCGAGGCUCCAGUCGCCCUUCUUACGCCGAGGUGGAGGCUCCAGGUCAGGACAGCAUGGUGGUCAUGGACCCCAAACAGUCUUUCGUCAUGUCGGACAGAAGAGAGAGUGAACAGAAAGAAGGAUUCAUAGUUCCUGACCAGAGGGAGCGCUUCCUUGUCUCAGAGAGCUGACCAGAACUACAUAUCCCAGGAGGCUUUGGAACAGAGCAGGACCUCGAUGUG